AUGAAACAAAGACACGUACUGCCUUUUUGUCGCCAAUUUCCUUCGCACUCUUUCUUUUCCACCUUUAUAUACCCAUCUCGAUCCUUUCAUUUCCACCACCUCUCCGGUUCUCUGGCAAUUUCCUGUUCGCCCUCUGGGGGGAUUAGAGGGAAAAAGGGCGACCGAAUAGAUUGUCUCCUCCGAGGAAAGUUGAAAAUGGAGCAAAAUCAGACGGGAUGCCAAGCUGCUCCUCAAGGUCCUGUCCUGUGUGUCAACAAUUGUGGAUUCUUUGGAACUGCAGCAACCAUGAACAUGUGUUCCAAGUGCUAUAAGGAUUUGACUUUGAAGCAAGAACAGGCUAAACUUGCUGCAUCAUCUAUUGAGAGUUUUGUUAACGGCAGCUCUAGUAGCAAUGAGUUGGAGUUGGAUGUUCCUGUAGCUGUUGGUACACAGGCUGGUCCAUCAGAGUUGCAAGUUGUAUCAACAGAAGCAUCUGGUGCAUCAGCACUGAAUGAGAAGGAAGAGAAGGUUAAAGAAGGGCCAAACAGGUGCAACACUUGCAGGAAGCGCGUUGGCUUAACAGGUUUCAAUUGUCGAUGUGGAAACCUCUUUUGUUCAAUUCAUCGCUACUCUGACAAACACGACUGUCCCUUUGAUUAUCGCACUGCUGCACAAGAUGCUAUUGCCAAAGCCAACCCAGUUGUUCAGGCUCAAAAGCUCGAUAAAAUUUAGGGAGUCUUGUAUUGAAGGUUCAUGAACUGCAAUGUCACUGUCCCCUUUCUCUAUGAACCUUCUUGUUUAUCAUUUCUCCUGUUACGUCUCUCGUGUGUUAUAAAUGGUUGAUGGCAUGACAGUUAACAACACCUUUCCGACCUGAAGAACUUUGUAGUCUUGCUUAUCAGCAUGGUUAAUUCUAUGGCUCUAGUGUGCUUGUUUGUGCUAGUUUGUGCUUGUUUAUCAUCAAAGUUUGUAGUUAGCUAUAAAGGUCUGGGUCUAACAGUGAAAUUUAUAGGAGAUACCUGGUAAGUAGUUUUAUUUGCAUUCUAGAAAUAAUGGAAUUGGACUCGAACCCA
Messenger RNA from Ilex paraguariensis (yerba mate), 1052 nucleotides. Lineage: Eukaryota; Viridiplantae; Streptophyta; Magnoliopsida; Aquifoliales; Aquifoliaceae. The record is from the annotation of a GenBank genome assembly.